GGCGCACACAUACACACUCGGCCACGCGCGCGCCGCCCGGCCCCACUCGCGCAGCGCGGUUCUGCGCGGGCCGCAUUGUCCGCCGCUCGCAGCUGCUGCCCGCCGGCCUGGUCCCGGGCUGUGUCUCCCCGGGCGCCGCGGGCCCCCGCGCCGAGCGCCGUUCGCGGGACUCCGACCGGAGAAGGGGGCGCGUCAGGGUGGCACGGCGGGCCUCGGACGCCCCAGACUCGCGCGAAGAAGCAGCGACAGCAGACUCUUCAGGGGAAGGGUCCCCACCGCACCUCAGCAUGUCUCGUCGAAGCCAGCGCCUCACGCGCUACUCCCAGGGUGAUGAUGACGGCGGCAGCAGCAGUAGUGGCGGCAGCUCCGUGGCGGGGAGCCAGAGCACCCUGUUUAAAGACAGUCCUUUCAGGACCCUGAAGAGGAAAUCCAGCAACACCAAGCGUCUGUCCCCCGCGCCACAGCUGGGCCCCUCCUCCGACGCUCACACCUCCUACUACAGCGAGUCCGUGGUCCGCGAGUCCUACUUUGGCAGCCCCCGGGCCGCCUCUCUCGCCCGGAGCUCCGUCCUGGGUGACCAGCUGCUCGGAGACCCCUAUUGGAGCAAGGACCUGCAGGUGCGGAGGAGGAGAGGCACCGGGGACACGGAGAGCAGCAAGAUCAACGGGCUGGCGGAGACCAAGCUCUCCGAGGACUUCCUCGGGUCCUCCUCGGGCUACUCCUCUGAGGACGACUAUGCAGGGUACUUGGAGACGGACCAGCGGAGCUCGGGCUCACGGCUGAGGAGCACUGUGUCUCGGGCAGGCUCGUUUCUCUGGACGGUGGUCACUUUUCCAGGCCGGCUCUUCAGGCUCCUCUACUGGUGGGUCGGCACCUCCUGGUACCGCCUGACGACCGCUGCCUCCCUGCUGGACGUCUUCGUUUUGACCAGGCGCCUCUCGUCCCUGAAGACAUUCCUGUGGUUCCUCUUGCUGCUGCUGCUCCUGACUGGCCUGACCUACGGUGCCUGGUAUUUCUACCCCUAUGGGCUGCAGACGCUCCACCCCGCUGUGGUCUCCUGGUGGGCAGCGAGGGGCAGUGGCCAGCAGCAUGAGGUGUGGGCGUCCAGAGACUCAUCCUCACAUUCCCAGGCUGAGCAGCGCAUCCUGUCCCGCGUGCACUCGCUGGAGCGGCGCCUGGAAGCUCUCGCUGCCGAGUUCUCCUCCGCCUGGCAGAAGGAGGCCCUGCGCCUGGAGCGCCUGGAGCUGCGGCAAGGGGCCACGGCUGAGGCAGGCGGCGGCGGCGGCGGCGGCCUGAGCCACGAGGACACCCUGGCGCUCCUGGAGGGGCUGGUGAGCCGCCGAGAGGCGGCCCUGAAGGAGGACUUCCGCCGGGACACCGCUGCCCGGAUCCAGGAGGAAGUAGCCACCCUGAGGACAGAACACCAACAGGACUCGGAGGACCUCUUCAAGAAGAUCGUCCAGGCCUCCCAGGAGUCUGAGACUCGGCUCCAGCAGCUGAAGUCCGAGUGGCACAGGAUGACCCAGGAGUCCUUCCGCGAGCAUUCCGUGAAGGAGCUGGGGCGGCUGGAGGCCCAGCUGGCCGGCCUGCGGCAGGAGCUGGCGGCGCUGACCCUGAAGCAGAACUCGGUGGCGGACCAAGUGGGCCUGCUGCCGGGGCAGCUCCAGGCCGUGCGGGACGAUGUGGAGUCUCAGUUCCCCGCCUGGAUCAGCCAGUUCCUCCUCCGAGGCGGCGGGAGCCGCGCUGGGCUCCUCCAGCGAGAUGAGGUGCAGGCGCAGCUGCAGGAGCUGGAGAGCAAGGUCCUCGCCCACGUGGCCGAGGUGCAGGGCAAGUCUGCGAGGGAGGCGGUGGCCAGCCUGGGGCUGCGGCUGCAGAAGGAAGGCGUGAUCGGGGUGACGGAGGAGGAGGUGCACCGCAUCGUGAACCAGGCCCUGAAGCGCUACAGUGAGGACCGCAUCGGGAUGGUGGACUAUGCGCUGGAAUCAGGAGGGGCCAGCGUGAUCAGCACCCGAUGUUCCGAGACCUACGAGACCAAGACGGCCCUCCUCAGCCUCUUCGGCGUCCCCCUGUGGUACCACUCCCAGUCGCCCCGCGUGAUCCUCCAGCCAGACGUGCACCCGGGCAACUGCUGGGCCUUCCAGGGGCCCCAGGGCUUUGCCGUGGUUCGCCUUUCGGCCCGCAUCCGCCCCACCGCCGUCACCUUAGAGCACGUGCCCAAGUCCCUGUCGCCCAACAGCACCAUCUCCAGUGCCCCCAAGGACUUCGCAGUCCUUGGGUUGGACGAAGACCUGCGGCAGGAGGGGACGCUUCUGGGCCAGUUCACCUACGACCAGGAUGGGGAGCCCAUCCAGACGUUUUAUUUUCAGGACCCCCAGAUGGCCGCGUACCAGGUGGUGGAGCUGCGGAUCCUGACCAACUGGGGCCACCCCGAGUACACCUGCAUCUACCGCUUCAGGGUGCACGGGGAGCCCGCCCACUAGGCCUUCCCGGGGCGCUGCCAGCCAGCCGGGAGGCCGGCGGGAGGCCAGCCGUGCCCCCGCCCGGGAGUGGGAGAGCAGCGCCCCCGCCACGCCCCCGCGUGCUCCAUCA
Phyllostomus discolor (pale spear-nosed bat) is the source of this 2589-nucleotide messenger RNA. It is a transcript of the gene SUN2, whose product is annotated as Sad1 and UNC84 domain containing 2. Gene Ontology annotation, cellular component: meiotic nuclear membrane microtubule tethering complex; nuclear envelope. Gene Ontology annotation, biological process: nuclear envelope organization. The transcript is spliced from 18 exons. The record is from RefSeq and is a predicted model, not a curated record. Gene Ontology annotation, molecular function: protein-membrane adaptor activity. NCBI's taxonomy places the organism in Eukaryota, Metazoa, Chordata, Mammalia, Chiroptera, Phyllostomidae. The coding region runs from base 288 to 2480 and encodes 730 amino acids.